Messenger RNA from Melopsittacus undulatus (budgerigar), 1226 nucleotides. It is a transcript of the gene PGLS, whose product is annotated as 6-phosphogluconolactonase. The transcript has 6 exons. The coding region runs from base 33 to 782 and encodes 249 amino acids. Gene Ontology annotation, molecular function: 6-phosphogluconolactonase activity. Gene Ontology annotation, biological process: carbohydrate metabolic process; pentose-phosphate shunt. NCBI's taxonomy places the organism in Eukaryota, Metazoa, Chordata, Aves, Psittaciformes, Psittaculidae. The record is from RefSeq and is a predicted model, not a curated record.
GUGACGUCACUCCCGCCGCGCCACCCUCCUCCAUGGCUCCCGGUGCGGCCUGUCGCGUCUCGGUGCUCCGGGAGCCGGGCCCGGGCCUGGCCCGGUUCGUGGCCGCGCAGGCGGCGGCCGCCGGAGGCCGCUUCACGUUGGGGGUGUCCGGGGGGAGCCUCGUGGAGCUGCUCGCCCUUCACCUGCCUUCCGCCGUCCGGGCCUGCCCCUCCGGACCGGGCCCGUGGCUCCUGGCGCUGUGCGACGAGCGCUUGGUGCCCCCGGAGCACCCGGACAGCACCGCCGGGGCCUACCAGGCCCGGCUCCUUCCGCGCAUGCCCAGCCCCGGCCCGACGCUCCUGGCUCCCAGCCCCCGCCUGGCCCCCGCCGCUGCCGCCGCUGACUACGCCGCGAGGCUCCGUCAGGCGUUCCCGGGUGAGCCCGUGCCCGUGUUUGAUUUGCUGCUGUUGGGGGUCGGGCCCGAUGGACACACGUGCUCCCUGUUCCCCGGCCACCCACUCCUGCAGGAGCAGGAGGCCGUGGUCGCCGCCAUCACCGACUCCCCGAAGCCCCCACCGGAGCGGAUCACGUUCACACUGCCGGUGCUGAACGCGGCCAAGGCCGUGGUGUUCGUGGCCACGGGCGAAGGCAAAGCCGCUGUGGUCAAGCGCAUCUUGGAAGGGGAUGAGGAGAACCCCCUGCCCGCUGCUCGCGUCCGGCCUCGCUCCGGGCAGCUCUGCUGGAUCCUGGAUGAGGCAGCAGCCAAGGAGCUGACGAUCCCGGUGGAGAAUUCCAUCCCAUAGAGCCCAUGGAGGGGGGUUGGGGCAGCUCCGGGACAUUCCAGGUUCUCACCGCUGCUCUUCCAGACGUGGCCGAGAUCCCGGGAUUGGAAGCGUUCAACAGCGAUUCCCAUGUUUGCACAUCCCAACAUCAGCCCAGAUGUGUCCUUUGCCUGUUCCUGCAUCCCAAAGCUCGGCUAUUCCUGGCUGGUUCUUCCCCCCCCCCCCGCACUGUUGGGAGCAGCCACAGCUCCCACUGGAGCUCAUAUUCCAGGCCUGAUGUCAUGGGAGGGAACAAGGGAGCUUUGAGGGGCAGGAUGCAGCCGCCCUAUGGAAACACGGAGCUGAAUCCAGGCUCCCGGUGCUUGGAAGUUGACAUUUGAGGGGUUUUUUUCCUUGGAAGGAGGAUUUUGGAGGUGAAAGACUUGGAAUUUGGAGGGGAAAUGCUUGAAAAUAACGUUGGGGAGG